AAAUGUCUACUUCCUAAGUUCAACUUAUUUAAUAAAUAUUUGAUUAAACUUACGUGUUUUUAAUCAGCUAUUGCAUGAGCAAAUGUCGUAAAAUCGAUUUAUAAACAUCGUUUUAAAUAAUAAUCGUGUAACUUUAGUGCAACUAUUCGAAGUGCGUCAGUGGUAAACAAAUUGGGCUUAUUUGUAAAGUUUCUUGUUUAUCAAGGUAAACAUUAAACAAACAUGACACUAAUCGAGGGUAUAGGCGACGAGGUGACACAUUUUUUUAUCGCUCUCCUCGCCGUAAUUAUAGUUUCAGUUACACUAGCCUGGUGGACUACCAAUAUAUCUGAACAGAGGCAUGUGAGGACAGUUCUGUUGCUGGAAAGAAGGAGACACAGGGCUCACCGAAGAUUGACCAACCACACGGAAACUGUUACCAUCACAGAAGGCUCUAGUAUAGUACCUCCAAUUGUCGAAGAACCUCCCAUAACCGUGUCGGCUACCACGGAACCAGUCCCUAGUGAUCACAUAUCUCAUGAGGCUAGUACCAGUAACGAGAGUGCCCCUGUCCCAGACCCUCCUGAGAAUUUGGAUCGUGGGGAGGAGCAAAAUAUAAUCGAAACGAUGGAUGCCGACGCUUGUGUGUUGAGACAGAGGCGUUUGGCAUUUUAUAACAACUGGACUAGCACAAAUAGAGAUGGUAACGAUGAAUCCCCAGGUUCCGAAACCACGGAUCCUUCUCGGAACCAAGACAGAAUAGAAACGAUAUUAGACAGCAGUGAACAUACCGUAAUGGAACAUAAUUAUGCAGAGCAGGAUACCACGUCGACUAGUUUGAAUGAUAGGAAUGAACAAAGCUCGGAGAAUAACGAACGUAGUAUACCUUCCGAUAAUAAACCUGCGAUAACUAUUAAAUUAAAAUAUAUCAAUGACGAUUUGAAACUGGUGGAUGGUAGGUUAGAGGAGAUGUUGGGAGAUUUUAAAAAGAGACAUUUUCAGACAGAAUUAUCUUCCAACAAACUAGUAAGGUUGAUAUUUAACGGCAGGGUGCUUCGCCCUGACACACAAACUCUAAAAAGUUGUGGCCUCUUCGACAACUGCGUCGUGCACUGUUUGAUCCACCAAAAGAGGGCACAGGCAAUCGAAAAUGCCUCUUCAGAAACAGCGAGGGACGGUUAUUCAUUUCCUAGCUCUGCUGGUAUCAAUAACAUAAAUAACAACAACCAAAACCGAGAUUGGGAUUUGGGGAAUUUUUUAUUUGCAUUUAUCAGCUUUAUUUUGUUAGCCGCGUGGUAUUUCAGAUAUGUUUAUGCUCAUUUGUAUACAGUUACAGCUACUGUAGGAUUAAUUUUGAUUACGGGAAUUUUCACGAUAGUGUUGGUCGGGAUGUAUUUUCCAGACAACCCAGACCUACCUGCGCCACCCAUCCGUUUUGCCCGAGAACGUGUGCAACCUCAACAAUAAAGGCUAUUAUGUUGUAUUUACUUAAAUAUUUUCGUAUUUAUUUUUAAUUUCAAAACGUACUUCUAUUUUUUUAUUUUUAAGUUUACAUAAA
Anoplophora glabripennis (Asian longhorned beetle) is the source of this 1537-nucleotide messenger RNA. Its product is annotated as transmembrane and ubiquitin-like domain-containing protein 1. The record is from RefSeq and is a predicted model, not a curated record. Gene Ontology annotation, molecular function: protein binding. NCBI's taxonomy places the organism in Eukaryota, Metazoa, Arthropoda, Insecta, Coleoptera, Cerambycidae. The coding region runs from base 223 to 1446 and encodes 407 amino acids. The transcript is spliced from 6 exons.